Molecule: messenger RNA, 405 nt
Organism: Laetiporus sulphureus 93-53
Lineage: Eukaryota; Fungi; Basidiomycota; Agaricomycetes; Polyporales; Laetiporaceae
Exons: 1
Molecular function (GO): protein binding
Source: RefSeq, a predicted model, not a curated record
CUGGGACUCCUUUCUCAAGAACUUUUGAAAUGUUAUGACAAAUCACAUCUGCUGGAUGAACUAAAAAAGGUGAUAAUGAUAGGAAGAAUUGCAUUGCAGCUAGUUCCUGAUGAUCAUGAACACAAAUGGGCAUAUUGGGGCAUGCUUGCAGAUGCCUUACAUAGGCAAUUUCAACAUACUAGGAAUCUUACAUAUCUUGAUCAAGCCAUUGCUGGAGCAGUGCAGCUGACAUCAAAUGAUCCUGAGAUGCUGAAUGACCUUGGAAUUUUCUUCUCAAGGCGCUUUAGGCAUUUUGAUAACCUUGCAGAUGUGGACCUGGCCAUUGCUGUAUGGCAAAAAGCAAUGCAGCUGACACCUGAUGAUAAUGCAAAAAAGCCUCAUGUGCUCAACAAUCUUGGAAACUCC